This is a messenger RNA of Ramularia collo-cygni, 519 nucleotides long. RefSeq lists its product as uncharacterized. The coding region runs from base 1 to 519 and encodes 172 amino acids. The record is from RefSeq and is a predicted model, not a curated record. The transcript has a single exon. Lineage: Eukaryota; Fungi; Ascomycota; Dothideomycetes; Mycosphaerellales; Mycosphaerellaceae.
AUGCAUCAACACAGACAAGUCAUCCCUCACAGGGUGCGCGCGGACACGCCAGAUGGGGAGGUUCAGGUCGUCUGGAUCGACAAAUGGGAACACAAGCCUCCAACCGGCCUCCGCAUCGACAGCAAGAGUCGAGAGUUUCUCGCCAAGCUCUUCUACGGCAGCACUGUAUUCUACCUCCACGACCACGACAUGGCGCACUGGGAGUGCAAUAGGUGGCUUAAGUCGCUUGCUCCAAGCCAUCGCGCCAUGAUUACUACGAUUCAGUUUGCCCAGUUCCGGGCAUCCUACGUGCACGAAUUGGCCAAAGACGCCCAGCACGAGCUUUCGAUAAGCUUUGAAGGAUUGAGGGGCAUUAAGAAUGACAAACCGGCCGAUUAUUUUCCCUUCUGGGCCGAUCGACUGGUUCUUCUUGUGAGGGACAAGUUGACGAUUCCCCAUUCGUACCCCUGCCUCGACUGCACGUGGUUCCGAUGCGAUGGUACAUUUUACAGCAAGCUGGAAGUCUUCCGUUCAGAGUGA